Molecule: messenger RNA, 1020 nt
Organism: Linepithema humile (Argentine ant)
Lineage: Eukaryota; Metazoa; Arthropoda; Insecta; Hymenoptera; Formicidae
Source: RefSeq, a predicted model, not a curated record
UGCCCCAAUGCAGCUAAAACGAACAAGCCCAAUAUGUGUUUAUAAAUGAAUCUGAACGACCUAGAGAUAAUUAAAAUUGUGCAGGCAAAUCCUUGCCUGUACGCAAAAGAUGCGAAAACAUAUAAAAAUAUAGAUAAAAAACAUUGUUGGGAGCAAGUAGGUGCUGCUUUAAUCAAACCGAGAACAAGCGAAGCUGUGCAGAAACGUUGGGACAACUUACGUACAAUGUUUGUGCGAGCCCAUCGCAAACGAAUGGAGUAUAUUCCAUCUGGUUCUGGUGCAAUGGAGGGUCUAGAUGAGAGCAAUGGGAUAGAUUUUGCUUAUUACGCGGACAUAAGCUUCCUUAUUCCUCAUUACAAGCCUCGAAUGACUCGUUCGAACAUGAAGGCUCCUAUCUCCAUUCAAAUACCCUCAUUUACUUCACCAGCAGCUGUAGCUGAAGAGUCUGCAUCAAUCAUUACUCCAACUAAUUCGACUUGGAACCUAGAUUUUACAAAUUCCAUAAGUAUUGUAGAUAAUGAUGACAGCUGCUCUCUACCGUCAAUGUCCACAAAAUCUCCAUCACCUACUUUGUCUCCAACAUCUUCACCAACGCCUGUAAAUAAAAUUUUACAAAAGAAUUUAAAGCAAGUCGUGCCAUUUUCUCCAUCUAUCAAGGCGAUGAAUUCCAAAAAUACAUCAGAAUCAGAAUCAGGAUCUUCUGGCACAUCUGUUGCCAGUAAAUUCAAACACAAAGCGAAUACUGAAGUUGUCAUACCUCCAAGUGACAUUUCCUUUAAACGAAAGAAGAAUGCCAUAGAUGGUUUCCUUGGAGAGACUGCAAAAAUUAUAAACAGAAUGGCUUCUACUGUUGAGACAGUAGUCUCAAGCCGAGGAACUAAAACGUCAUCACUUCCUCAAGAUAAUGAACUUACAUCACUAUCAGUGACAAUUGCUUACGUAAUGCAAGAUGUGCCAAAAACGAAAAGAAGAUUGUGUUUGGUUAAAAUUCUUCAGAUAAUUGAAGAAUUCAUAGAAUAA